AUGGUUGAAUGUUGUAAAAAUUUAAAGCACUUGGACAUCUUGAGUGAUCGAGUGUCAGAAAGUGCUUUAAUUAAAUUGACAGAGUUGGAAAAUCUUGAAUAUUUGAUGUUGCCUCGAGUGGAAGAAAUCAGUAGUAAUACAAUAAUGGCAAUAUCGAAAAAUUGUAAAAAACUCAAAAAUCUGCAUAUGCCAAAUUGUAUUGAUAAUGAAAAUGAUGAUGAUGAUGAUGAACCAGUUGUGCCAAUGGUUAUUUUCAAUGAGAUAUCAAAUUUGCAGCUGCUGCUGCUGGUAAGUUUGAACUUGUCAGGUAUGGAUGACCUUCCGGAAAGCAGUAUUAUUGCCAUUACCAAUAAAUGUAAAAAUAUGACAUAUUUGGAUCUAAGUUUUUGUGGAAAUUUAACUGAAGCAGCAUUGAUGUCUAUAACUAACUUGGAAAAAUUAAAAACACUAAAUAUUACUGGUGUUGAAGAUGUCAAAGAUGAAUUUAUUAUGAAGUUGAAAGGAAUAAAUUUUUUUGCUUGUUGUGGUUGUGAUAAAGUCACUGAUGCUGGUCUCAUUCAACUUAUAAAUAAUUGUCCAGAUCUUGAGCAUCUUUAUAUCUACUCAAUUAAUCUAACAAUUGAUACAAUUAUUGCUGCUGAUAAGGCAACCAAAGAUCGUGUAAAUAAUAUCAUUUUAUCUAUAUACUUUUUAAAUGAGGAUGUUAAAAAAGCAUCCAAGUCAAUAAUUAAAUCAAAUAAUUGGUUAAGUCUUACAAGCUGA
Messenger RNA from Aphidius gifuensis, 762 nucleotides. Its product is annotated as F-box protein SKP2B-like. Bases 1 to 762 code for a protein of 253 amino acids. Lineage: Eukaryota; Metazoa; Arthropoda; Insecta; Hymenoptera; Braconidae. Gene Ontology annotation, cellular component: SCF ubiquitin ligase complex. The record is from RefSeq and is a predicted model, not a curated record. Gene Ontology annotation, biological process: SCF-dependent proteasomal ubiquitin-dependent protein catabolic process. The transcript has 2 exons.